ACCAGUCUGAGCCAUCUGAACAGAAACAGGAACAAGAGCGUGGGAUAUGAAGACAUGAAACUAAUUCUUCUUAUUAAUCACAGAGAACACCAUGACUACAAUGAAGAGGAGAGGAGAUACACAAUUUGCAAGGAACAAGCCUGAGGAACCAUGCAAAAUUCUGCAGCCAGGAGACAUGGCAUACUAUCCCAUUCCUCUGUUCUUUCUUGUUAUGCCUCUGAACUGAAAACAGGGAUGCUUCAUUCGUCAUAUACCAGAUACUUACACACAUGCUGGUCAGUUUAUUUAAUUCAAAAGAGGAUUUAGUUGGGGAUUUGAGCCCUGUUGACUCUCAUAUUUUGGAGGAUUUACCAAAGCAAGCAGAGAUCUGGAUUUAUACAUGCUGACAGAGAUAUUGUCCCAGUGUGUGAGGGCUGCUUCCCAUCACUGGCUGAGUGCGCUCAGUGCAGGCUGCUUUUGUUGUGUGACUGACUAAUGUGCCCACCCUUUUGGCUGAGGCUGCUUCAUUUCGUUAUGGUCUUGUCCCAUUCUAUCUUGUACCACACCUUGGAAAGAAAGAGCAUGGAGGGUUAGAAAAGCAUCUACGUACAAGCAUGGGAGGCAAGCCAAUGAAAUGUCUCAGUUCAUCCAGCCCUACACACUCACCUAAAGAAGAAUACAUCAUUGGCCAGUCUGAAGAACAGGGCAAGAGUGUAGGAAACCACACAGAGCAACCACAGAGCCUGAAUGUAGAUGCAAUAAAGUUGUCAUCCAAUGAGCCAACUCCAGGACCAGAGAACACUGGGACAGGAGAUGGGAGCUCCUGGGAGGAGCAGCUAUAUAUCCAGCAGGAGCAGCUGGAGAAGGAGAUGCAGGAGACUAGGAAGAUGGUGACAAGACUUCAAGCUUUGCUGCUUCAUGGAUCGCUUCCUGAAGAUGAGCAAACAGCUUCUCUAUUUGGAGACAGCAUUAUUAAUGCAGAACAGCAGCUGAUAUUAAUUCGCAGUCGCCUGGAUCAGAGCAUGGAAGAGUCCUUGGACCUGAAAAGGGAGUUGUUGAGGUACAAGCAGGAGGCACGCAAUCUUCAGGCGGUUAAGGAUUCCUUGCAGUACCGCAUGUCAAUACAGGAAGACUCAGUACUGCAGCUUAAGCAGGAACUACUCCGAUCCAGCAUGGACAAGGAGGAGCUAGCAGGGCAGAAUAUGGAACUGCAAAGGAAGCUGAAUGAUAGAGACAGAUUGCUGAGUGAAUACAAAAAAGAAAUUGCACAGAAAGACAGACAACUUCAGCAGCACCAGUCCAAACUGGACGAGUCAGUUUGCAAACUCAAUGAGACAAAUCAUAACAUGAUGUCUAGUUGUGAGAACAACGGCUACAGCCAUACAGUGGAACGGUUGUCUUCACCAUUUCCACAUAGAGUGAAUGAUGAGCUGCAGCUGGUCCGGGAUGCUCUACGCAGCCUGAGGAACACUUUCAGUGGUCAUGACCCCCAGCAUCACACACUGGACACCCUGGAGCAGGGAGUGUCCAGCCUGAUAGACCGUCUCCAUUCUGCUGACUCAAAGAGGAGGCAGGAUAGAAAGGGUUCAAACAAGUCACCAGGGCGAAGAGCAAAUCACACUGAUCGAGAGUCAUGGCCACCUAGUUCGAAAAUACCCCACUCUCACAGUAGUCCUGUGAUCAGUGCCUCAACCUCAACAAAAAUACUUUAUUUCACAGAUCGCUCUCUUACACCUUUCCUAGUAAACAUUCCUAAAAGACUGGGGGAGGUCACACUACAGGAUUUCAAGGCUGCUGUUGGAAGACACAUCAAUUACCGAUAUCACUUUAAGUCUCAGGACCCUGAGUUUGGGACAGUGAAGGAGGAGGUAUUCCAGGAUGAUGCUAUUAUACCUGGCUGGGAAGGGAAGAUUGUCGCCUGGGUGGAAGAAGACCAUACUGAAGGCAGGUAACUGAAGACUGAAGAACAUCCUUAAUCUGGGAUUUGGUUUCCAUAAUUUGCUGAAUGCAUUCAUUUUAUAUGUGUUUAUACCUCAGCACUUCACAGAUCUGCACCUGUCAUCCCUUAUAAUGCAAUGGUCCAUUUUUGUGUGACAAAUGAUUGUAAAAGUUGUUUACAAAACCAUGCCUGACCUUGCUUUAAAAGUAUUUAUACUAUGAUUUUUUUUGGGGGGAGACAACUUUCUAUAGUGUUCAAAAAAGACAAACAUAUUAGUAUUGACUGUAUACAAGCUACCAACUUUUUGCCAAAAUAAACAUAUAAAGUAUUUACCCCAACCAAAUAAAUUUUAAUAAGACCUGUUGCCAUUAAGAAGUCACAUAAUUAGUUACAAAAAAAGAAUCCAAGAAUUUUUUUCCCAUCCUCAAUAAUAUGAAUUAAUUUAAUAUAGAUUAAUGACAUACAGUAUAGGUCAUAAAAGUCCAUUUUAGUUCAAAAUUAAAAUGUGGAAAAGGGGGUGAAAACUUAAUCAAGGGACUGUAUCAACAUAUGUGUUUCAAGUCACAGCUUAUAGUGUCAUGCUGGAGUAUCUUGCUGAAACCAUAAAUUAACAUAUAAUUAACUCAUUUUUUAAAAAAUGAUAAAAAAUAUCCUUUUUAGAUUUUGUAUUAUUGUUGUUCCAAAAUGUGAACCUUAAAAGAGC
This is a messenger RNA of Clarias gariepinus (North African catfish), 2621 nucleotides long. It is a transcript of the gene dixdc1a, whose product is annotated as DIX domain containing 1a. Gene Ontology annotation, cellular component: cytosol. NCBI's taxonomy places the organism in Eukaryota, Metazoa, Chordata, Actinopteri, Siluriformes, Clariidae. The record is from RefSeq and is a predicted model, not a curated record. Gene Ontology annotation, biological process: canonical Wnt signaling pathway. Bases 594 to 1931 code for a protein of 445 amino acids. The transcript is spliced from 15 exons.